CUUCCUCUUCUCAUGGCCAUUCUACUUCACUCUCUCUCUCUUCAUCCACCAAACCCUAAACCUCAAAACCAAAACAGACCCAGAAUUCUCUCUCCUUGUGCAACCUUCCGGAGAGAUGUGGUGCUUAGAACAGCAUCUCUCUGUUUCGUCUCCUUCAUUUAUCAAAACCAAGUUCCAGAGUCAUUAGCCGAUCCUGAGAAGUCAUCUAAACCGUUAAGACUCGGCAUUGCCAACACUAAGUCUUGGUUCCAGUUCUUUGGUGAUGGGUUUGCCAUUAGGGUUCCUCCUGAUUUUGAAGACGUCAAUGAGCCUGAGGAUUACUCUGCGGGAUUGUCACUCUAUGGGGACAAGGCAAAGCCGAAAACUUUCGCCGCCCGGUUCCAAACACCUGAUGGAUCAGAAGUUUUAAGCGUAGUCAUUCGUCCUUCAAAUCAACUUAAGAUCACUUUCUUAGAGGCUACAGAUAUAUCCGAUUUGGGAUCGUUGAAGGCAGCUGCAAGACUCUUUGUUCCAGGUGCGGCAACUAUUUAUGCUGCUCGUACAAUCAAGGUAAAGGAGGAAGAAGGUUUAAGAAAUUACUACUUCUACGAGUUUGGUAGAGAUGAAGAACGCAUAGCUUUAGUAGCCGCAGUGAACAGAGGAAAGGUUUAUAUCGUUGGAGCAGCCGCACCAGAAUCCAAAUGGAAAGACGAUGAGUUGAAGCUUCGAUCUGCUGCCAUUUCUUUCACUAUCCUAUAAUCAACAUUCAUAUCUUCUUCUAACGGAAAACGCGAGAACGCUCUUCAGUCCAUCCAGAAAUUCGGAACUAAGAACAAACGAGCCAAAUGUGAUAACCGGGACAUCGUUAUGAGACGCAUUUCUGCAUUCACUUUCGUUAUCUGUUUUAGUUUGUCCUUUUGACUGAGUUAUAUAUUCGUUAUUGUUACUUGUAUAAUGGACAAAACAAAUCAAGAUUUUUUGAAACGUGAAAUUUCUAAAGUGCGAUUUUCUUGUUGA
This is a messenger RNA of Capsella rubella, 996 nucleotides long. RefSeq lists its product as uncharacterized. Bases 13 to 738 code for a protein of 241 amino acids. The transcript is spliced from 7 exons. Gene Ontology annotation, cellular component: chloroplast. The record is from RefSeq and is a predicted model, not a curated record. Lineage: Eukaryota; Viridiplantae; Streptophyta; Magnoliopsida; Brassicales; Brassicaceae.